This is a messenger RNA of Puma concolor (puma), 4952 nucleotides long. It is a transcript of the gene SKIC3, whose product is annotated as SKI3 subunit of superkiller complex. Gene Ontology annotation, biological process: nuclear-transcribed mRNA catabolic process. Gene Ontology annotation, molecular function: protein binding. Gene Ontology annotation, cellular component: Ski complex. The record is from RefSeq and is a predicted model, not a curated record. NCBI's taxonomy places the organism in Eukaryota, Metazoa, Chordata, Mammalia, Carnivora, Felidae.
GGAUUGCUGCCUUGGCGUUUGGAGGAGAAGCAUCUGUCCCAGGUGGAUAAUGGUCAAGGAACAAUCUGAAAUUCAAGUCAAAAAGAAGGUAGAAGAUAAUAGGUAAAAGAGUUACCUAGCCAAGAUCACUUUGAUGUGAGAAAAUUUGAAAUCAGCGUUGAAAUUUAUUGCCUGUUCCGGUCAAAGUCUGUAGGCUAUAGAAAAAAGAAAUACUGAAGUUUGCAUCUAUAAAUGUAUACCAAGAUAAACUCAGAAUGUCCAGCAAGGAAGUAAAGACUGCUCUAAAAAGUGCUAGAGAUGCAAUCAGAAACAAAGAAUACAAAGAAGCUUUGAAACAUUGUAAGACAGUGUUAAAACAAGAGAAAAAUAAUUAUAAUGCCUGGGUUUUUAUUGGUGUUGCUGCAGCUGAGCUAGAACAACCUGAUCAGGCCCAGGGUGCCUAUAAGAAAGCUGCUGAACUAGAGCCAGACCAAUUGCUGGCUUGGCAGGGGUUAGCAAGUUUAUAUGAGAAAUGUAAUCACAUAAAUGCUAAGGAAGACUUACCUGGUGUUUACCAAAAGCUCCUGGAUCUUUAUGAAAGUGUUGACAAACAGAAGUGGUGUGAUGUCUGUAAGAAACUUGUGGAUCUAUAUUACCAAGAAAAGAAACACCUAGAGGUGGCCCGAACAUGGCACAAAUUGAUAAAGACACGGCAGGAGGAAGGUGCAGACAACCAAGAGCUUCAUCAGCUGUGGAGGAGAUUGACUCAGUUGCUGGCUGAGAGUACUGAGGAUCAGAAUAAUGAGACCCAGCAAUUGCUUUUAACUGCUUUUGAGAAUGCACUGGGCUUAUCAGAAAAUAUUCCUAGUGAAGAUCACCAAGUACUUUAUAGACAUUUCAUUCAGUGUUUAUCCAAAUUUCCUCAUGAAAUUGCUAGGUUGAAGAAGGCCUGUGAAGGAAUGAUAAACAUCUAUCCCACUGUACAAUAUCCAUUAGAAGUGCUUUGUUUGCAUUUGAUUGAAUCAGGCAGUCUUACUGAUGAAGGACAGCAGUAUUGUCGCAGACUAGUGGAAAUGGAUUCAAAAAGUGGUCCAGGCUUCAUUGGUUUGGGGAUUAAAGCAUUACAAGACAGAAAGUAUGAAGAUGCUGUUAGGAACCUAACUGAAGGGUUAAAGGAAAGCCCUCUUUGCACAACGGGGUGGUAUCAUCUGGCCGAAGCCCAAGUUAAAAUGCAUAGACCUAAGGAAGCUGUUCUUUCAUGCAGUCAAGCUCUGAAGAACAUAGAUAAUCUUGGUGUAUCUGGUGGCAGUCUUCAUCAGAAGAAUCUUUGUCUCCGUUUGAAAGCAGAGGCUUUGAUUAAACUCUCAGAUUAUGAAUCUUCAGUGGAAGCAAUCUGUACUCUUGAUCAGGUUUCUGAUGCAAAUAAUAUCCCAGGACUUUUGGUUCUUAAAAGCUUGGCCUAUCUGAAUAAAGGCUCAUUAGAUGAAGCUUCAAAGAUUAUGGAAGACCUUCUCUCUUCUUACCCUGACCUAGCUGAAGUUCAUGCCCUGGAGGCUUUGAUUCAUUUUACCAAAAAGGACUAUCCACAAGCAGAGAAAUGUUUCCAGAGAGCUCUUGAGAAAGAUGCUGAAGUUGCUGAAUAUCAUUACCAACUUGGGUUAACAUAUUGGUUCAUGGGUGAAGAAACAAGAAAAGAUAAAACAAAGGCUCUUACUCACUUUCUAAAGGCUGCCAGACUGGAUACAUACAUGGGCAAAGUUUUCUGCUAUUUAGGUCAUUACUACAGAGAUGUGGUAGGAGAUAAAAACAGAGCCCGUGGCUGUUACAGGAAAGCGUUUGAAUUAGAUGAUACUGAUGCUGAAUCUGGAGCUGCAGCAGUUGACUUAAGUGUGGAGCUUGAAGAAAUGGAAACUGCCUUAGCCAUCCUAACAACAGUAACUCAAAAGGCAAGUGCUGGAACAGCAAAAUGGGCCUGGCUGAGGCGCGGACUGUACUAUUUGAAAGCUGGUCAGCAUUCUCAAGCAGUGGCUGAUUUACAGGCAGCAUUAAGGGCAGACCCAAAGGACUUCAAUUGUUGGGAGUCAUUAGGAGAGGCAUACUUAAGCAGAGGUGGCUAUACCACAGCCUUGAAAUCCUUCACAAAAGCCAGUGAGCUGAACCCAGAAUCCACAUACAGUGUGUUUAAGGUUGCAGCAAUACAGCAAAUCCUAGGCAAAUAUAAGGAGGCGAUAGCUCAAUACCAGCUGAUCAUUAAAAAGAAAGAAGAUUAUGUGCCAGCUUUGAAAGGUUUGGGCGAAUGCCAUCUUAUGAUGGCAAAAGCAGCUCUAGUGGAUUAUCUUGAUGGGAAAGCUGUGGACCACAUAGAAAAAGCACUGGAAUAUUUUACUUGGGCUCUGCAGCAUCGAGCUGAUGUGUCUUGCCUCUGGAAGCUAGUUGGGGAUGCUUGUACCAGUCUGUACGCUGUCUCACCAUCUAAAGUAAAUGUUAAUGUUUUAGGAGUCCUCCUAGGUCAGAAAGAAGGAAAACAAGUAUUAAAGAAGAAUGAGCUCCUCCAUCUUGGAGGAAGGUGUUAUGGUCGUGCAUUAAAACUGAUGUCCACAUCUAAUACAUGGUGUGAUCUCGGAAUUAAUUAUUACCGUCAAGCACAACAUCUAGCAGAAACAGGCAACAACACAAAUGAUCUUAAAGAGUUGUUGGAGAAAUCUUUACAGUGUCUGAAAAAGGCGGUGAGACUCGACAGUAAAAACCAUUUAUACUGGAAUGCUCUUGGCGUGGUUUCAUGUUACAGUGGUAUUGGAAACUACGCCCUUGCUCAGCAUUGUUUCAUCAAGUCAAUCCAAUCAGAACAAAUUAAUCCUGUUGCAUGGACCAACUUGGGAGUCUUAUACCUUGCAAAUGAAAACAUUGAGCAAGCUCAUGAAGCUUUCAAAAUGGCUCAGUCCCUUGAUCCAUCUUACUUAAUGUGCUGGAUUGGACAAGCUCUUAUCGCAGAGACAGUUGGAAGUUAUGACACCAUGGAUCUUUUCAGGCACACUACAGAGCUUAGUAUGCAUACCGAGGGAGCAAUAGGUUAUGCUUAUUGGGUCUGUACAACAUUGCAAGAUAAAAGCAACAGAGAUACUGAGCUGUACCGGUACAAUAUCGUUCAGAUGAAUGCUAUUCCAGCCGCACAAGUUGUUUUGAGUAAAUACAUAGAAAGAAUUCAGAAUUAUGCUCCAGCUUUCACAAUGUUGGGUUACUUAAAUGAACAUCUACAACUGAGAAAGGAAGCAGCAGGUGCAUACCAAAGGGCAAUGUUAUUGUUACAAAGUGUGGAAGACCAAGAUACUUAUAAUGUUACAGUAAGAAAUUAUGGCAGAUUAUUAUGUUCCAUUGGUGAAUAUGAUAAAGCUAUCCAGGCUUUUAAGUCAACACCUCUUGAAGAGUUAGAAGACAUCAUAGGUUUUGCAUUGGCUUUAUUUAUGAAAGGUCUAUAUAAGGAAAGCAGCAAAGCCUAUGAGAGAGCCUUGUCUGUUGUUGAAUCAGAGCAGGACAAAGCGCAUAUCUUGACAGCUCUAGCAAUAACAGAGUAUAAACAAGGAAAAAUGGAUGUAGCCAAGACAUUGCUAUUUAAAUGCUCUAUCUUAAAGGAACCAACCACAGAAAGCCUUCAAGCCUUGUGUGCUCUAGGAUUGACAAUGCAGGAUCCUACACUGUCAAAAGCGGCGCUUAAUGAAUUACUGAAGCACAUCAAACAGAAAGACAGUAAUUAUCACAAGUGCCUUCUUUCUUCAGCAAUUUAUGCACUGCAAGGCCGCAGUGUGGCAGUGCAGAGACAAGCAUCUAAAGCUGUUCACAGUAACCCAGCUGAUCCUGCUCUUUGGUCUCUGUUGUCCCGAGUAGUUGCUCAGUAUACUCACCGAAGUGCAAAGGGAGGUGCUGUUGCAGGAAAUGUGGCUCAUAUUUUGGACUCAAAUCAUGGAAAGAAGGCGUUACUGUAUACUGCGGUAAAUCAGUUAGCUAUGGGAAGCAGUUCAUCAGAAGCUGAAAAAAAUAUUGCACUAAAGACCAUUCAGAAAGCAGCUCUUCUUUCUCCAGGUGACCCUGCCGUCUGGGCUGGGCUAAUGGCAGCCUGUCAUGCUGAAGAUAAGCUGGCUCUAGUGGACAACACUGAGCCGAAGAGAAUGGAUUUGUACUUGGCCCUGUUAUCUGCUGUUUCUGCUUCAAUUAGAGACAAAGAAUUCCUUGAAAAUUAUAACCAAUCUCUGGAAAAGUGGUCUCUCUCCCAAGCUGUCACUGGUCUAAUAGACACAGGAAGACUAGCUGAAGCUGAAGGCCUCUGCACAAAGAAUUUAAAAAGUAACCCUGAUCAGCCAGCUGUUAUCUUACUUCUGAGACAAGUUCAGUGUAAACCACUCCUGGAUUCACAAAACCCUCUCCCAGAUGCUGUACUUGAAGAGCUGCAGAAAACAGUCAUGUCCAAUUCAACUUCUGUUCCAGCAUGGCAGUGGCUGGCACACGUGUAUCAGUGCCAAGGAAUGAUGGGUGCUGCAGAGAUGUGUUAUAGAAAGAGUCUACAAGUAGCAUCCCAGCAGGGCAGUUGGAGUGGGAAGCUGUCAAGUCUGCUGAGACUAGCUCUACUUGCUUUAAAAGCCUGCAUGGCUAAUAUUCCCAAUAAUCACUGGUCAUCUUUGGUUCAAGAAGCUACAACUGAGGCCUUAAAACUUUGCUUUUGUCCAUUGGCUGUCUUUUUACAAGCUUUGUUACAGUUCAACCGCAAAAUGGGGGCAAGAGAGACACGGCGACUUUUGGAAAGAGUGGUGUAUCAUCAACAGGGGUUUCCCAAGUCUAUUGUAUCAACUGCACGUUGGUACCUGCUGAGACACUUACAUGCCAAAAAUGACUACGAACUUAUUGAUGUGCUGGUAAACAAUGCCAAAACUCAUGGAGAUACAAGAGCAUUGGAAUUGAAUCAGAAAUUGUCCUCACAGUAA